This is a messenger RNA of Talaromyces marneffei, 1512 nucleotides long. RefSeq lists its product as uncharacterized. NCBI's taxonomy places the organism in Eukaryota, Fungi, Ascomycota, Eurotiomycetes, Eurotiales, Trichocomaceae. The coding region runs from base 1 to 1512 and encodes 503 amino acids. Gene Ontology annotation, molecular function: acyltransferase activity, transferring groups other than amino-acyl groups. The record is from RefSeq and is a predicted model, not a curated record. The transcript has a single exon.
AUGGGUUCCCCGGAAGUUCGGAUUCCUCUCACUCCAUUUGACCACUGUGUGCCCAGGGCCUACUAUAACGGGGCUAUUUAUCUGUCUAUCAGACCUGGGGUAACUUUCACCGAGGCAUUUGCUGUUUUACAUGAAGCGUUGCACAGAACAUUCGUUACUGUGCCUUGGCUGAGUGGCAAAGUACAUCUGCAGUCUUCUGAUUCACCCGGCUGGCGCCCAGGACAAGGAGAAAUUCGAUACUGUCCUGUUGAUGUUAAUGAUCCAUGGCCACACCAAUUCAAAUUUAAGGAACUAGAGUCGUCUGUAAGCUUCGAUGAGAUUAAAGAUGCCGGUUUUCCCACUGACACCUUCAACGAUGAUGACCUGGUGUGGUCUCCAUUCUUUGCCGAUCUCAGCAGUACCCCGGAAGUUUUUGUUGGUCAAGCUAACUUCAUCCCGGGGUGCUGCAUUAUUACUGCAGCCAUUCACCACUCCGCCAGUGAUGAAACCGCUUUUUUUCAUGUGCUAAAGCUAUGGUCGGGAAAUUGCAAUGCGUUGCAGCGAGAGAGCAAAAGGUUGGCGGAAAUGUCUGUAGGAAGUUCUGACCGCAGCGUUCCAGAUCGACUCUGGACUCGGGAAAGGACAGGGGAAAAUGUCGAUGAAAUUGACCCUCAGACGUGGAUGCUAAUCGGCAUAUCUCCAUCGGAUAUUCACCAAGAACCUGUGAAAGCAUCAACUAGUGCAGCAGCCCACGCACCACCCCCAAAAUCGACCCUAAGAGCACAACAGCUGUUGAAAGCCGGAAUUUUUUAUGUCUCACCGUCUGGGCUGUCUGCCCUUCAAAGAGAUAUUGCGCAGGAACUUGGUGGCUCUGGAGGAAUAUCUAGUAAUGAUGCAGUUUGCGCUUUGAUUUGGCGCUGUUUCCUCAGAGCUCGAUCAAUGGCACGAAAGGCGAGCGGCAAUAGUAGCGAGGAAUCUGGGGAAGCCGAUGCUGUGCUGAACAUGGUGUGUGACGGACGACCCAACUUUUCCACUGGUCUGCCCCCGAAAUACUUGGGAAAUAUCACUUUCAAUGUCUUAUCCAAGCUUCCACUACCGUCGCUUACUUCGACCGACACAAGUAUUGCCACAGUUGCCGCGACUAUCCGCCGUGGAGCUAGUAGCAUUGGAUCUGCUCACUUGAUGGAUCUGUACACUUUGCUCCAGAAUCUGUCUGGUUUUGACGAUCUCGCUAGAUGGAAGAGAAACCGGACAUCCUCUAUUGAGGGGAACAACAUGGCAAUCUCGUCCAUGAUCAUGUUUCCCGUUUCCGAUGUCAAUUUUGGCGACCGCAUAUUCGGGAAUCGGGGUAUGGUAGAAGCGAUUAGACCCUUUAUGGACGGACUCAAUCGAUUCACUCGGAUAUGUUUCGUGCUUCCGAGGAAUAAAAAUGGGAGUGUAGAGUUUGUGGCUAAUUUGUUUGACGAAGAAAUGGAUAUUCUCAUGGAGGAUGAGGAGUUUGCAAACUACGCAACCUGCUUAAGUUGGGCCUAG